UGGGUGUUCCAACUGGAUCCGGAGAAGAGCAAAAAUGCAAACAGCCUGGGGAGGAGAAAAGGCAGAUCCGUUUCCUCGCUCGUUCGCUUGCUCCUUCUCGCUCACUCACUCGCUCGCUGGCUCGCGGAUGUCAUUUUCUGUCUUCUUGGAGGUGGCCGGUGUCGGGCCUCCAGGCGGCACCCUGCGCGCCCUGUGCGCGCGUCCGCCGGCGUCUCCAAGAGUGGACGCUGCGCCCAGGGCGAGCUGACACGAGUCCACGGCUCUGGCAGAACAUGGAGAUGUUAUGGGCGCCACGGAGCCUGGCGGGGGAUACCAGCAGCGUGUGCGUGAUGAGUUCCACCCGUUCAUCGAGGCGCUGCUGCCGCACGUCCGCGCCUUCUCCUACACCUGGUUCAACCUGCAGGCGCGAAAGCGCAAGUACUUCAAGAAACACGAGAAGCGGAUGUCCAAGGAUGAAGAGCGCGCGGUGAAGGACGAGCUGCUGGGCGAGAAGCCCGAGAUCAAGCAGAAGUGGGCAUCCCGGCUGUUGGCCAAGCUGCGCAAGGACAUCCGGCCCGAAUUCCGCGAGGACUUCGUGCUGACCAUCACGGGCAAGAAGCCCCCCUGCUGCGUGCUCUCCAACCCCGACCAGAAGGGCAAGAUCCGGCGGAUUGACUGCCUGCGUCAGGCCGACAAGGUGUGGCGGCUGGACCUGGUCAUGGUGAUUUUGUUUAAGGGCAUCCCCCUGGAAAGUACUGACGGGGAGCGGCUCUACAAGUCGCCCCAGUGCUCGAACCCCGGCCUGUGCGUGCAGCCACAUCACAUUGGAGUCACAAUCAAAGAACUGGAUCUUUACUUGGCUUACUUUGUCCACACUCCGGAAUCCGGACAAUCAGACAGUUCCAACCAGCAAGGAGACGCGGACAUCAAACCACUGCCCAAUGGGCACUUAAGUUUCCAGGACUGCUUCGUGACUUCCGGGGUCUGGAAUGUGACAGAGCUGGUGAGAGUGUCACAGACUCCUGUUGCGACCGCAUCAGGGCCCAACUUCUCGCUGGCGGACCUGGAGAGCCCCAGCUACUACAACAUAAACCAGGUGACCCUGGGGCGGCGGUCCAUCACCUCCCCUCCUUCCACCAGCACCACCAAGCGCCCCAAGUCCAUCGAUGACAGUGAAAUGGAGAGCCCUGUCGAUGACGUGUUCUAUCCUGGGACAGGCCGCUCCCCGGCGGCUGGCAGCAGCCAGUCCAGUGGGUGGCCCAACGAUGUGGAUGCAGGCCCGGCUUCUCUUAAGAAGUCAGGAAAAUUGGAUUUCUGUGGCGCCCUCUCCUCUCAGGGCAACUCCCCGCGCAUGGCUUUCACCCACCACCCGCUGCCUGUGCUUGCUGGCGUCAGACCAGGCAGCCCCCGGGCCACGGCAUCAGCCCUACACUUCCCUUCCACGUCUAUCAUCCAGCAGUCGAGUCCGUAUUUCACGCACCCGACCAUCCGCUACCACCACCACCACGGGCAGGACUCGCUGAAGGAAUUCGUGCAGUUCGUGUGCUCGGAUGGCUCAGGCCAGACCACCGGACAGCAGCCCCAAAGGGCAGUGCCCAGGAGGGCCCCACGGCCUGACGGGGUCUCCCCCUCUCUCCCCUGCUCUCCACAGCAUUCGCAGCGACAGGCGCCUCCUCUGCCAACCGGUUUGUCAGCAUCGGACCCCGGGACGGCAACUUUCUGAACAUCCCACAACAGUCUCAGUCUUGGUUCCUCUGAUAAGAUCGCUAAAAAGAAACAACAAAAUGUAAAGAAGAGGUUCCUCAAAAGGGGGAGGAGAAGAAAUUUUGACACAUGGAAAAAUCCCCCAACCCAGCCCAGUCCAGUCCAGUCCAGUCCCACCGAAACAAACAGCAAAACAUCAAACAUCAGAGUCUUCAGCCAUCCAGCCAGCCCUCCCUCCUCCAGCCCAGGACCCCCCCCGCAGCCCCCGAAGCACCCCAGUCCUCGGAGAACCCCCCGGGGAAGGGGUCUCGGUUGGAGCUGUACCGCGGCUGCCACGCAGACAGAAACGUGCGCACGGACUCUGCCCGCGGGACACCAGACAGCGAGGCCGUCCAGGGCGCACGGGCACCCCGCGAGCAGCAGCGGGGCGCGGCCCCCCAUCCUACCCCCAGGCCUCC
Messenger RNA from Ochotona princeps (American pika), 2141 nucleotides. It is a transcript of the gene NFIX, whose product is annotated as nuclear factor I X. The coding region runs from base 284 to 1702 and encodes 472 amino acids. Gene Ontology annotation, biological process: regulation of transcription by RNA polymerase II. Gene Ontology annotation, molecular function: DNA-binding transcription factor activity, RNA polymerase II-specific; RNA polymerase II cis-regulatory region sequence-specific DNA binding. The record is from RefSeq and is a predicted model, not a curated record. Gene Ontology annotation, cellular component: nucleus. NCBI's taxonomy places the organism in Eukaryota, Metazoa, Chordata, Mammalia, Lagomorpha, Ochotonidae. The transcript is spliced from 10 exons.